Cyclocybe aegerita is the source of this 648-nucleotide messenger RNA. Lineage: Eukaryota; Fungi; Basidiomycota; Agaricomycetes; Agaricales; Hemipholiotaceae. The record is from the annotation of a GenBank genome assembly.
AUGGUCUUCAAAUUGUACGGCAGCCCAAUCUCCACCUGCACCAAGCGCGUUGCUUUGGUCCUCCACGAGAAGCAGGUCCCCUUCGAGUUCCAUCCCAUCGAUUUCUCCAAGGGCGAGCACAAGGCACCCGAGUUCGUCAAGCACCAACCUUUCGGCCAGGUACCCUACAUCGACGACGAUGGUUUCAUCCUCUACGAGAGCCGUGCGAUCUGCCAGUACAUCGCCGCCAAGUAUCCGGAUCAAGGCACGAAGGGCCUCCUCCCCACCGAGCUGAAGGCCGCCGCGCUCUUCCAGCAGGCCUCGUCGGUCGAAAUGUCGAACUUCGACGACAACGCCUCCAAGCUGGUGUUUGAGAAAGUCUUCAAGCCUCACUUCGGCCUGACAUUCGAUCAAGCUACCUAUGAUAGGCUUUUGACCACCCUCACCGCCAAAUUGGACGCGUACGACAACAUUUUGAGCAAGCAGAAGUACCUUGCUGGCGAUGAAUUGACCUUGGCCGACUUGUAUCAUCUCCCUUACGGAUCCAUGCUCCCCGUCGCAGGUGCCAACGUCCUUGAGACGAAGCCCAACGUCCACAGGUGGUUCACGGAGCUCUCUUCGAGGCCGGCUUGGUUGGCAGUUAAGGACGGCGUGAAAGGAACCGCCUAG